Molecule: messenger RNA, 1719 nt
Organism: Amborella trichopoda
Lineage: Eukaryota; Viridiplantae; Streptophyta; Magnoliopsida; Amborellales; Amborellaceae
Product: homeobox protein knotted-1-like LET6
Biological process (GO): regulation of DNA-templated transcription
Cellular component (GO): nucleus
Molecular function (GO): DNA-binding transcription factor activity, RNA polymerase II-specific; DNA binding
Source: RefSeq, a predicted model, not a curated record
UCCUCCACUUUUUUAUCAGGGUACGGUCCCUCCAUGUAGAAUGGCGAGGUUUUUUGUAGAGAGAGAAUCAAACACUGCAGUCUUUCUCUCUCUCUCAUUGGGAAGGCAAGCGUGCAGGCACCGCAGUGUGGCUAAUGGUGUGGGUUCCUCCUCAUGCAGUCUGCAAGAGCAGGGGGAAAUGGACCCUCUGAUUAUUCCCCUUAUUAUAAUUAUUAGUAUCUCUUUCUCUCUCUAGGGAUUCUCUUUCGCUCUCUAUAAAGUAAGCGGACCGACAGUAUUCUCCUGCAAGAACCCGGACCAAAAGUUUCUCAAUUUCUAAAGCGAGGGGUGCGGGGGGGUCUCUGAAACAGCUGGAGAAAGUGACUGGGAAGAGAGAGAGAGAGAAUGGAGGGUCAGAGUUCUUGCUUGUUUGGAUACAGCGCCAUGAUGGGUUUUGGAGAAAACAAUAACAGUAGUAGUAAUAAUAGCAAUAACAAUGAUAAUCGUAGUAAUGGAGGAGGAGGAGGAGGAGGGGGGUGUUUUGGUGGUAAUGCGAUGAUGAUUGUGACACCUUCGAGCCCUCCGGUUUUGCAGCGUCCUGCUCAUGGAGAAGAAGCGAAUAACAAAGACAAAAAGAGUAAUGACAGUUGUUAUAUGGUAGAGGAUGAGACCUCCAUGAAAGCGAAGAUCAUGGCUCACCCCCACUUCGCCCGCCUGUUGAACGCAUAUGUAAACUGUCAGAAGGUCGGAGCGCCUCCUGAGGUGGUGGCUCAGCUAGAAGAGGUGUGCGUAGCGGCUGCAGCCGCCUCCAAAUCCUCUUCAACAACGGCAGCGGCAGCGGCGGCGGCAGCAGCAGCAGCAGCAAGAGGAGGUGAGGAGGAGGAGCCAGCACUGGAUCAGUUCAUGGAAGCCUACUCAGAAAUGCUCACCAAAUACGCGCAAGAGCUCACCAAGCCCUUGGAAGAAGCCAUGCUCUUCCUCUCCAGGAUCGAUUCUCAAUUCAAGGCCCUCACCUUAACUUCGCCUUCCCCCUCCUCAGCUUUUGCUAGAACACUAGAGCGAAAUGGUUCAUCUGAGGACGAGGUUGAUGCUAUUGAUAAUGGUAUUGAUCCACUAGCGGAAGACAGAGAGCUAAAAGGCCAACUGUUACGCAAGUAUAGUGGAUACUUUGGCAGCCUAAAGCAGGAAUUCUUGAAGAAGAGAAAGAAAGGGAAGCUCCCAAAGGAAGCAAGGCAACAACUACUUGACUGGUGGGGUAGACAUUACAAAUGGCCAUAUCCAUCGGAGUCUCAAAAGCUGGCCCUUGCUGAAUCAACAGGCCUUGAUCAGAAGCAGAUAAACAACUGGUUCAUCAACCAGAGGAAAAGGCAUUGGAAGCCAUCUGAGGAGAUGCAGUUUGUGGUCAUGGAUGCCUCUCAGCCUACUCAUUAUUACAUGGAUGAUAACCUUCUUCAUUUCCCCAUGGAUUGCACCUCCACCCUUCUCUGAAUUAUAAUUCCUUUCUUCUUUAACUAAUUAUUAUGCCUCACUUUGUUGUGCUUGCUUCCCCCUUGCCUUAAACCUAGACUUCCAUCAGGUUGCUUGCUUUGUUGGAGUUUGGAUACUUUGGUAUUUAGUGCAUUAGAAUCCCGUGGCCUGAUAUUACUGCACUGGGCAUCUGUAGGGCUUCCUGACCAAUCAGAGAGAGAGGAUAAAAGUAGUAGGGCUGAACUAUUGGAAAUUAAUUUAAUGUUUUGAAAA